GAAACUUCUAAUGAACGCGUAAGAAUGCAAAGACGAUAUAAAUCGUAGCUUAUCAUCUAAUCGCCUCCCUGAAAUUGCUCAUUUAUCGGUCGAGGAAGAAGAAUAAUCAAGAACAUUAAAUCAAUGGCAUACGUCGAAGGAGGUGUUGUUAAAGCAAAGCGAUCAAUAUGGAGACUAAGGACGAUCAAAGAUUUCUUCUUGUCAAUCAUCAAUCUGAUACAAGUCUUCUUUAUAACCAUGUUCUCGAUGGAGAAAUCAGAUGCCUACAGGAAAGGCUCUGGGGCUAACAAGAAGUGGGAUGGGGGCCGACCUGGUGGUGGUGGUGGUGGUGGAGGAGGAGGUGGAGGUGGUGGUGGCGGAGGUGGACGCCCUGGACCUCCUCGUGGGGGCCUCGACAAUGUGCGUGGCUUGAAUGAUAUCCGUGGAGCUGACCACAAUUCGCUACCGGCAUGUGGCUCGUGCUGUGGGUGAGACUUUCUUUGUACAGAGCGCCCAAGAAUAAAUGAAGGGAUAUAUAGUGUUGUAAUGGGGCUCUGGAAUUUGAGAAAGCAACGAACCAAUUAUAUUCGAGCUUUUUGUAUUUAGUCACUGGGAACAUUUAAAGUUGGAAAUUUGCCUUACCUAGUUUGUAAUUUUUAUGCAACAUAAUUACAUAUUUGGGAUGAAACCACUGAAAAAUGUAUGUAUCAAGUCGUUUUAAAUAUAUAUUUUAUAUUAAAAAGAU
Eruca vesicaria subsp. sativa (arugula) is the source of this 724-nucleotide messenger RNA. NCBI's taxonomy places the organism in Eukaryota, Viridiplantae, Streptophyta, Magnoliopsida, Brassicales, Brassicaceae. The record is from the annotation of a GenBank genome assembly.